Molecule: messenger RNA, 2526 nt
Organism: Phyllopteryx taeniolatus (common seadragon)
Lineage: Eukaryota; Metazoa; Chordata; Actinopteri; Syngnathiformes; Syngnathidae
Product: caprin-1-like
Exons: 17
Coding region: 195-2105 (636 amino acids)
Cellular component (GO): cytoplasm
Molecular function (GO): RNA binding
Source: RefSeq, a predicted model, not a curated record
CAAAGAGGGGUCUUCGUAGCCUUGCCUCGCAUUAUAGAGCAGCAGCUGCAGCGGUUCUUUCCUCACUAGUUUUGUGUGUUACCCCGCGCAUCUUUUCUGGCAAAAUACCACAGAAAGAGAAAACCACCGAGUUCACCCGCACAAUUGUUGUUAAUCCGUCGUCGUAAAUCUCUUUGAAGACAAAGAGUAUAAAGAUGCCUUCAGCGAUGGUUGGCAACAAUGCUGUCCCGUCUGCCAUUCCAGACGUUGGAAACGGAAGUCAAAGUCAGUCAGAGGCCAUGAAGCAGGUUAUUGGUGUAGUCGACAAGAAGCUUCGUAACAUGGAGAAAAAAAAGUCAAAAUUGGAUGACUAUCGAACAAAGAAGAGCAAAGGUGAAAGACUGAACCAGGAUCAGCUGGAGGCCUUGUCAAAGUACGAGGAAAUUCACAACAAUAUUGAGUUUGCUCGAGAGCUGCAGAAGAGCUUCCUGACGCUUGGCCAAGAGAUUCAGAAGGUGUUGAAGAAAACUGCAAGACGCGAACAGCUGCAGCGAGAAGAAAUGGAGCAACGGCGACUGAAGGCGAUUUUGGAGGUGCACUUUUUAUUGGACCAGUUGGGAGACGACAAUGUCAGGCAGGAUCUGAAGCGGCCUGGUGCUUCUGGCACCUCCUUGCUCACGGAUGCUGAUCUUGCAUCUCUCGACGAGUUCUACAAACUUGUCGGACCUGAUCGGAACUGUGACGUCAGGUUGAAUGAACAAUACAAAGAGGCCUCACUGCACUUGUGGGAACUGCUUGAGGGCCGAGACAAGGUCGUGGUAGGAACUUCAUACAAGUCACUCAAGGACAUUGUGGACAAGUUGCUACAGAGUGGAUACUUUGACAGAGCACAAAGUGGUCACAAUGGAACAUGUGAAGAGGAAGAGGAGGAGGAGCAGGAAAAGCAAACAGUGGUGGCUGAUUGUAAUGUGGGGCAGACGCCGGCUGAACCUGAAGGAACAGUUACUGAAAAUCAUCCUGAACCAGUGCAAUUUGAAACCACAGAGUUUGUAAAUAGACAAUUUAACCCGCGAAGCACUUACAGCCGUACAGACACAGAACAUGUGGAGGAGUGGUCAGUGGCUAUGCAGAUGGUGAAUUCCCUCAAGCACCAGCCCCCUGCCCAGAUGCCACCAGAACAGAGUGCUGCUGUGAAUCAUGUCAGUCCAUCUCCGUCGACUGACCCGGUGGUCAGAAAGCAGGUGGUGCAAGACCUCAUGGCCCAGAUGCAAGGGACAUAUAACUUCAUGCAGGACUCAGUGUUGGAUUUUGAUGGUCAGGCCCUCGACCCAGCCAUUGUUUCAGCUCAGCCUAUGAAGCCUCUUGUACAAACUGUGGACCUGCAACAGUUAGCCUGUGCAUCAUCUCCCUCAAAGUCCAGACUUCCUCAGAUAAGUGCGAUGACAGGACCAAAGGAAGCCUUACAAGCUGCGAUGUCUCUGUCUUCUGAGCAGCCAUCUGCCUCUUGUUCCCUGUCCUCUGCCUUCCCACAUUCCUCCAAACACUCCCACACUGGAGGCAUAAAUGUCAAUGCUGCAUCCUUCCAGUCAGUGCAAGCGGUGUUUAACAUGAGCACACCUGUGCCCCAAGCCGGCAGCCAAGCGAACCCUCUGAAGCGGUCACAGUUUCCUGGUGGUUAUAUGCAGAGUUUUAGUGGUCAGUCAGAAACCGCUGUGGACCAGCCUGACAUCCCACAGGAGACGUUACAAUCUGUUGUUGCUGGUUUCCAGCCCCAAGCCCAGGUCUUGCAUUCACCAUUGGCGCAUGAAGACUCACCGCCCAGUACAGGCUUUGGACAGUCAGGCCACUCCUUCUAUAACAGCAGAGCCGUGCCACGGGGGAGCGCAAGGAACAGCAGAGGCGCCAUGAAUGGCUAUCGAGGCUCCUCUCACGGAUUUAGAGGGGGUUAUGAAGGUUACCGCCCUCCCUUUUCUAACCCUCCCAGCAGUGGUUAUGGUCAAAGCCAAUUCAACACAGGGGCCCGGGACUACUCGAGUAACAACUACCAGAGGGAGGGCUACCAACAAGGUUACAAACGGGGAGCUGCCCAAGGGCCUCGAGGAAAUGCUCAGGCAAUGCGAUCCUAAUGACCAGCUCGUCGUUCCACAUUGAACAUUCAGGAGUUUUGAAUGUGUUCACCCAAGAUCACUUUUGUAAUGUUUCUUUUCUCAACGAUCUUAUUUUAAUUCCCUGCCUAUUACCACAGUUUUAAUCCAUAAGGCUGAUUCAUAAUGGAUUUUCAGCAAGUAUGUCUGAUAUUAAACAAAUAGGUAUUCCUGUAAACUUGAAAGAUUUCAUUAAUUUAUUUUUUGUUCAAAAUAAAUGCAAAAAAAUACCCUGCCACUGUCAAAAUGAUUCCCUGGAUAUUUGUCUCUGGCAUGUGCAGGUUUGUCACUUCCUCCUGAUUUUGUAUCGAUGACUAUUUUUUAACCUAUCACCAUCACCACUUUGUAUGCUGAUGUUAUCAUGCAAGACUGUUUCAAUAAAUCAAGCUGUGUUCUACUACAA